Molecule: messenger RNA, 1095 nt
Organism: Colletotrichum truncatum
Lineage: Eukaryota; Fungi; Ascomycota; Sordariomycetes; Glomerellales; Glomerellaceae
Product: DNA-binding protein hgh1
Source: RefSeq, a predicted model, not a curated record
AUGCCGACAGAACUCGAGGAGCUCGUGGGCUUCAUCGCUCAUCCCAACCCGCAAAUCAGACAAGUUGCCGCUGAGAACCUUGUUGGCUACUCCCAAGCGCAGCCAGCCAUCUUUAAGACAGAGGGCCUGACCCCCGUCAAGCACCUCAAGUUUUUAGUCAAAGAUCAUCCUAAAAUUGCCGAACAUGUCCUCACAAUUCUCGUCAACCUCACAGCUGAACAAGAUGUCCUGGAAAAUGUUGCUACCGAUGACAAGUUUAUUGGAGUUCUUGUGGACCUUAUAGUUAAACCAAAUGAGCCAAACGCCAACUUGAUGGCCAUGCUUCUAGCCAACAUGGCAAAGUGGGAUGGUCUUAAAACCAUUGUGACCAGGAAGCAGACUCCUCCCGAUGAGCUCAAGUCCAACGACCUCGUGCUUAACCAGCUUAUCGACCUUUUCGUUAAGGAGAAGGGCUACAACAAGGACGCGGACUACGACUACCUGGCCUACCUCUUCGCUGAUCUCACCAAGCACGCCGAAGUGCGACAGCACUUCGUCACACGGCAAGACUAUGAUGAAGUCAUUCCUAUUACCAAGCUCAAGGUUUUCACUGAGCACGAAUCUGAGAUUCGUCGGAAGGGCGUUGCAAGCACCAUCAAGAACGUCGCCUUUGAAAUCCAGUUCCAUUCCACCUUCCUCGAUGAGGAUGAGGUCGAUAUCCUUCCCUAUAUCCUUCUUCCCCUGACGGGCAACGAGGAGUACGACGAGGAUGACAUGAUGGGCAUGCUGCCCGACCUUCAACUGCUGCCCCCCGAUAAGAAGCGCGACUCGGACCCACGGAUCAUCCAGACGCACCUCGAGACACUGCUGCUGCUCACCACAACACGGGAGGCACGCGAUCUGAUGAGAAGAGUCAAAGUCUACCCUAUCAUCCGUGAGACCCACUCACGCGUCAAUGAUGAUGGCGUCAAGGAUGCCUGCGACCGGCUGGUCCAGGUUCUGAUGAGAGAUGAGGCGCCGGCUGAGGGCGAGGAUGGGUCGGACACGAAGCAGCUGACGAAUGGCUCCAGAGUUGAGGAGAUUGAAGACGACGACAAUGAGAUUGUCGAGGUUUAA